AUGAACAAAGACUUUGUUGAUCAUAUUGAUUAUUAUGGAAACACUGAUGAAGAGAAUUUGGGCCGAAAAAGACGCUGCCGCACAAAUUUCACGGAAGCGCAAUCAGUGUACCUAGAGCAAACGUUUCAAGAUUCUCACUACCCUGAUCAAGCAACGAAAAAAAUUUUAUCCGAACGACUGGGCAUACCUGAGGACAGAAUAACGGUCUGGUUCCAGAACCGACGAGCGAAGUGGAGGAGAAAAGAACAAAAGCACAAGAACGUGCAGUACCAGGAUAAGACGUAUGGAAAGGCAGCAGCACCAGAUUACAGUUUUCAAAUGAUGAAUCCAUCACCCCAGGUGUACCAGACGGACUACAACACAGGGAUGAUGUAUUUCGAUCAGAAUAUGAAGCACCCAUAA
This is a messenger RNA of Auanema sp. JU1783, 402 nucleotides long. Lineage: Eukaryota; Metazoa; Nematoda; Chromadorea; Rhabditida; Rhabditidae. The record is from the annotation of a GenBank genome assembly.